AUGAUGGGAGAAGGUGAUGACGAGCUAGAGCACAUCAACGAGCUCAAGACCCUGGCGGAGCAACUCGACGCGGUUGGUGCUCUGGUCAGCGAAGACGACUUGGUCAUCACUCUUUUGUCCAGUCUCAGCGAGUCCUAUCAGUUCCUGAUCACGGCGCUGGAGUCAAGAUCCGACUCGCUGACAUGGGAUUUAGUGACGUCUCGUCUGAUGCAUGAAGACUUGAAGCGCAAGGAGCAAGGUGGCGGAGUCUAG
Messenger RNA from Peronospora matthiolae, 252 nucleotides. Lineage: Eukaryota; Oomycota; Peronosporomycetes; Peronosporales; Peronosporaceae. The record is from the annotation of a GenBank genome assembly.